Molecule: messenger RNA, 623 nt
Organism: Eurypyga helias (sunbittern)
Lineage: Eukaryota; Metazoa; Chordata; Aves; Eurypygiformes; Eurypygidae
Product: voltage-dependent calcium channel subunit alpha-2/delta-3-like
Exons: 6
Cellular component (GO): voltage-gated calcium channel complex
Molecular function (GO): voltage-gated calcium channel activity
Source: RefSeq, a predicted model, not a curated record
AUCCGGCUAUUGUAAAUGGAGUUUAUUGGUCAGAGUCUUUAAAUAAGGUGUUUGUUGAUAAUUUUGAUCGUGACCCUUCUCUCAUCUGGCAAUACUUUGGAAGUGCCAAAGGAUUUUUCAGACAAUAUCCAGGAAUUAAAUGGGAACCUGAUGAGAAUGGGGUCAUUGCAUUUGACUGCAGAAAUAGAAAAUGGUACAUCCAGGCAGCAACUUCUCCAAAAGAUGUGGUAAUUUUAGUUGAUGUCAGUGGCAGUAUGAAAGGGCUUCGCUUGACUAUUGCAAAACAGACAGUUUCAUCUAUUUUGGAUACUCUUGGAGAUGACGACUUCUUCAAUAUAAUCGCUUAUAAUGAAGAACUUCACUAUGUAGAGCCGUGUCUGAAUGGAACAUUAGUUCAAGCAGACAGAGCCAACAAAGAGCACUUUAGGGAACACCUUGACAAACUUUUUGCAAAAGGGAUUGGAAUGCUGGACAUUGCUUUAAAUGAAGCUUUCAACAUGCUCAAUGAAUUCAAUCACACAGGACAAGGAAGUAUUUGCAGCCAAGCCAUAAUGUUGAUUACUGAUGGAGCUGUGGACACAUAUGAUACAAUAUUUGCAAAAUAUAAUUGGCCAGACAGAAAA